Molecule: messenger RNA, 2153 nt
Organism: Austrofundulus limnaeus
Lineage: Eukaryota; Metazoa; Chordata; Actinopteri; Cyprinodontiformes; Rivulidae
Gene: odf2a
Product: outer dense fiber of sperm tails 2a
Biological process (GO): regulation of cilium assembly
Cellular component (GO): centrosome
Source: RefSeq, a predicted model, not a curated record
AGGUUAGUUUGUGUUUGUUGCUAAGGAACGGUGGAGUCUGACUCUGGUCCAAUCAGUGGAGGAGAGGAGCGUCACGUGGAGUGAACGGACCAAUCACAGAGCGGUUAGCCGCUAACUGUUCGAGUUCAUCAAGCUUCUGUUUUCAGACACUUUUCAGGCGAAUUCAGGCAUAAAACUGGUCAAAAAUCACAGAUUGUUGCUUUGAUGAAGCUUGUUUCCGGGUCGGAAYCAGUCCUCCUCUGUUCCUCUCAUGAGAAAAACCAUGAAGACCAGGUCCAGUUCUCCUCCGGUCCACGUGCACGUCAGAGACAGCACACCUGUCCACGUGCACGUGAAGAGCCAGAGGACAAGUCCCAGCAGGGCCGCUGAGAGAAGGACUAACGUGGACCGGACCGGCCUUCGUCCCACAGCUAAGGUCAGAACCUGCAGGCCUUGGGUCCCACCAGGAAGACCCUCACUGAGGGGCGUGUCCACCAAGUGGGAGGGGCCGCUCACAGAACCAGAACCAGAACCAGAACCCUGCCAGUCUACUCUGCGCCUCUCUGACCUGACCCCAGAGGAAGACGAGGUCCUGCAGGGACGGAUCAGUCAGUACGAGAGGACCAUCGACAGCUUGAUGACAGAAGUCAGCUCUCUGAAGAACCAGGUGGAGCUGAGGAGGGCGGAGCAGCUGAUCCUGGACCAGGAGCAGGAGCUGGCUCAGGUGACCCAGGAGCUGCGAGACAGCGAGCGACAGAACUCCGGACUGGUCCGGUCCAUGGACCGGCUKCUGCAGGGGGCGGAGCCAGAGCCGCGGGGACAGCUUCUGCUCAGGAAGCUGCUGCAGGCUGAGGCUGAUGGAGCUGCUGCAGCUCAGAACAUCUCAGCUCUCAGAGACUCUGUCAACAACCUGCUCGCUUCUGGUCCACAGAAGCUGUCCUCGGCUCUGAGCCGGCAGAAGGAGCUGCUGCUGCAGAAGCUGAAGACCUUUGAAGCCACAAACAGAAGCCUGAGGCACCUCCUCAGGGAGCAGCAGGAGGCUCAGGUGGAGUCCAACCAGCUGCAGGAGCAGAAGAACCAGUUAGUGAGCAGKCUGGCAGAAACACGAGCCCAAAACUCUCUGCUGGAGGUGAAGCUGCAGCAGAAAGACUCGGAGCUUAAUGAUCUCUGCAGACAGCUGGAGUCAGAGAAGUCCACAGUGUCCUCGGUGGAGGACCGUCUGUCUGCGUGUCAGUCUGAGCUCCUGCAGGUCCGCUCCUCCAUCAGGCAGCAUGAAGACCUGCUGGAGUCCUACAAGCUGCAGGUCGGGAAGACCCGGGCCGAGGCCGACGAGUACCGAGCCCAUCUGGACCAGGCUGAGCGGGAGGCCCGGUCCGUACGGGAGGAGCUGGACCAGGAGGUCCAGGAGGUGCGCCGGGGUCUGCUGGUCCGGCUGGAGGAGCUGGAGGCCCUGCCUGAGGCCCUGCACCGCUCCCAGGACCUCMUGAAGGACGCCCAGGACCACCAGGACAGCUUGGAGAAACAGAACCUGGAGCUCAGCAGGACCCUGACCCAGCUGAGGACCAAGGUGGAGACUCAGGGAAGCCAAAUGGACCUCCUCAGACAGAAGAAGAAGGUUCUGAUGGAGGAGAACCGUCAGGUCCAGCAGCAGGUCCAGACUCUGGAGAGGAAGCUGGAGGAGGCGGUCCGUCAGAACUCAGACCUUCUUGCUCUCGUGGCUAACCGGGACAAAGCAGUCCAGGACAACCGGGUGUCUCUGGAGGACAAGACCCGGGAGUGUUCUGUCCUGAGCCGCCGGCUGGAGGAGGUUCUGGAAGACGCUCGCCAGCAGAUCUCAGAGACCAGAGACCGGGCUGCUGCUAAAGAACACUCCACCCAGUCCAAGAUCCUGGACCUGGAGACCCAGCUCAGCAGGACCACCUCAGAGAUCGAGAAGCUGAAGCGCAGCAAGGAGGAGGUGGAGAGGCGGUACCAGAGCCGAGUGCAGGACCUGAAGGACCGCCUGGACCAGUCGGACAGCACCAACCAGAGUCUGCAGAACUAUGUCCAGUUCCUCAAGACCUCCUACUCUAAUGUGUUCAGCGACGUGGUCCUCAGAGCCCCCCUGUAGACCCCUGCAGACCCCCUGUAGACCCCUGUAGACCCCCUGUAGACCCCCUGUAGACCCCUGCAGA